This is a messenger RNA of Nelumbo nucifera (sacred lotus), 1539 nucleotides long. Its product is annotated as Protein kinase superfamily protein. Gene Ontology annotation, molecular function: ATP binding; protein kinase activity. Gene Ontology annotation, biological process: protein phosphorylation. The record is from RefSeq and is a predicted model, not a curated record. NCBI's taxonomy places the organism in Eukaryota, Viridiplantae, Streptophyta, Magnoliopsida, Proteales, Nelumbonaceae.
CUUUCGGAAAAUGUCAGGCUUUUUUUUUUUUUUGUAUCUGAGUAGUUGCAGAGAUCUUUUGUACUGAUCCUGAUAAAUAAAAUGUUUUUCUUUAUCUCUUCGAGCAGCAACUUUGAAACCCAGAUGAUACCUUUAUAAUUAGGAAACCAAAUUUGUCUUUUGUUUCUCUUAUGUCUUCAUUGGUUCCUCCUUCAGCUCGCUUCCUGUUUGUUCUGAAUCGCUUUUGAAAUAGAAAAUAGAAGUGGUUUCAGAAGGAAGAUUGGUUCAAUGCGGUAUCUCAGAAAGGGUAGCUUGAAGAGGCUUUUCUCAGUUCGCAGACGCAGCUUCGAGGAAGAGAAUUUGAAUGAAAAUGAGAAUACUGAGCAGGACAGCAAGGAAGCAAUGGUAGGUCUGCCAGAACCGGAGCCAUCUCCGAAACCCACAUGGAGAUGCUUUUCUUAUGAUGAAAUCGUUGAAUCUACUAAUGGUUUUAAUUCAGAUAAUAUGGUCGGGAAAGGUGGAUAUGCAGAGGUUUAUAAGGGAGUUCUGAAAGAUGGACGGGUAAUUGCUGUGAAAAGGCUAAGCAGAGCUUCAACAGAUGAGAGGAAGGAGAAGGAAUUCUUAACAGAGCUUGGAACAAUUGGCCACGUUCACCAUCCAAAUGUGUCGGCUCUGUUGGGUUGCUGUAUCGACAAUGGCCUUCAUCUCAUCUUCGAGUUCUCCUCCCACGGUUCUGUUGCAUCUCUUCUGCACGAAGAGAAUUCGGCACCUAUCGCCUGGAAAAUAAGGUAUAAGAUCGCUAUCGGAACAGCUCGGGGCCUCCAUUACUUGCAUAAAGGCUGUCCAAGAAGGAUAAUUCACAGGGACAUCAAGGCUUCUAAUAUUCUCUUGACAGUAGAUUUCGAACCUCAGAUUUCUGAUUUCGGACUGGCGAAAUGGCUUCCAUCUCAAUGGACUCAUCACUCCAUUGUUCCAAUAGAAGGAACAUUUGGGUACUUAGCACCUGAAUACUUCAUGCAUGGGAUUGUAGAUGAGAAGACUGAUGUUUUCGCCUUUGGAGUCUUCCUCCUUGAGAUCAUCUCUGGCAGGAAGCCAGUUGAUGGAUCUCAUCAAAGCUUGCUUAAUUGGGCAAGGCCUCUCUUGAAAGAAGGGGACAUAGAAAGGUUAGUAGAUCAGAGGCUCAGAGGUGAGUAUGAUGUUACACAGCUGAAGAGACUCACCUUCACAGCAUCUCUAUGCAUUAGAGCAUCGGCCACAUGGCGUCCAACGAUGAGUGAGGUAUUAGAGGUAAUGGAGGAGGGCGAGAUGGAUAAAGAAUGCUGGAAAAUGCCAGAUGAAGAAGAUGAUGAAGAAGAAUUUUGGGGCUUUGAGGAUCUAGAAUGCGAGUGCAAUAGUCCUUUCUCAACAUCCCCUCAGGAUUCGAUCUCAACGGCGAGCUCUUAGAGCCGGAAAAUUAAGAUAGUAAAUUUGACAACCUAACCCUGCUUUCCUGGACCUGUAUAUAUAUAUACAGUACAUACAUGAACGAGGAUAAAGGAUAAAGAAGAUUGAAUUAUCAUA